GAGAUGUCCAUAGCCAGAUGAUGUUGUGUGUCUGAUCCAGAGAGGAGAUCGAUUGAGUCUGUCAGCAGGUGGUGCUGUGCAUGUGUAACAUGGAUGGUAAGCCUGGUGGAAUCUCCAAGGUGUCUGCCAGCAAAUGGUGUUGUGCAUAUGCAGCAUGGAUGGUGGAGCUUGGCAGAGUCUCCAAGAUGUCCGGGAUCAGCACAUGUGGCAUCUUACAUCAUCAAAAUGUGAUGCGUUUCUGAGCAUGUGCAGGAUGAGCCCCCUGCCCAUUUGGAACUCAUCAAACAUACAUGGACUACUACACCAUGCGCCUGUUAUCCUUUUGUAAAUAACUGUCAUGCAAAC
Staurois parvus is the source of this 345-nucleotide messenger RNA. Lineage: Eukaryota; Metazoa; Chordata; Amphibia; Anura; Ranidae. The record is from the annotation of a GenBank genome assembly.